Molecule: messenger RNA, 6046 nt
Organism: Panonychus citri (citrus red mite)
Lineage: Eukaryota; Metazoa; Arthropoda; Arachnida; Trombidiformes; Tetranychidae
Product: autophagy-related protein 2 homolog A-like
Biological process (GO): piecemeal microautophagy of the nucleus; autophagy of mitochondrion; autophagosome assembly
Cellular component (GO): phagophore assembly site; extrinsic component of membrane
Molecular function (GO): phosphatidylinositol-3-phosphate binding
Source: RefSeq, a predicted model, not a curated record
AACAAAGAAAAAAAUCUUUGUUUAUGUUUUCAUUUGAAUCUCUUUGUGUUUUAAUCUUUGGUCAAUUGUUUUUCCAAUUAAAAGGCCAAAUUAAUUAAUUGUCUGUGUUGUUAAUAAAACGAAUUGUUUGAUCAACUGUGAAUUUAUCAACUCUAAGGAUGGAAUUGGUUAGUUACAAUCAACGAUGAGUUUCUGUUGAAAGAGUAUGACCUAUGUAAUUAGUUUUUCAAUCUAAUGGAUUUCCAGUGAUUCAAAUGGACUGAUUUAGAUUGCAACAAAAAGACUAUAAACUAUAAGUUAAUUUUAUCAUCUGUUUUGUGUUUUGUGUUUUAAGUUAAUUUGUGAUAAACGAAGGACAAAGUGAUUGGUGAUUAAUUAAUUGCCAACAAUCAACCAUCAAAAUGGAAGCCACUCUUCGGGCUUUUUUAAACAUUUUCCCUGAGAAAAUGAAAAAACGGACAAUCUGGUAUCUUUUUGAUAGAUACUUGGGACACUUUUUAAGAGAGAAAUUAACUCUCGAUCAACUAUCUAUUGAUUUGAUUGAUGGAAAAGGAUGUAUCAAUGAGAUCGAUUUAGAUGUUGACUCAUUGAAUGAAGAAUUAUCAUUUUUACCUGUUAAAUUUGUCGACGGUUGUUUCAUUGAAGAGAUAUCAGUUUAUGUUCCUUGGUCAUCUCUGUUGACUGAAUCGUGUUCACUUCAAAUCAAAGGAGCAACAGUGAUCUGUCAACUUGACCAUGAACUUGACGGAAGGAACCAAAUGGAGUCCGAUUAUUUAACUCGGUCUAUCAUGAGCAGUUCGAUGCAAUUGGCUGAGGAAAUUGUGCAAACUAAUCAAGAAGAAGAUAAAUUCGAGGGACUGGAAAUAUUCGCUCAGUUGAUAGACUCAGUUCUCCGUCGAGUGGAACUGAUUGCCAUUGAUACUCGUUUUAUCCUGCGAAGUAAAAGGAAACAACCACGAAAUGCAUCGACCAUUAAGAUGAACAAAGGAAGUGACGACUAUUGUGAUUUGGAGAUUCGAGUGGCUCAUUUAAGGUGUCGAGAGAAUGUUAAAGAAGAGGAGGAAGACGAUGAGAAAGAGAAAGAAAAUGUCAACAUGGCUCCGAAAAGGAUUCGAAAGAAACUGGACAUUACCGAUAUCGAAAUCUUAUUGGAUGGAGACACGAUAUGUACACUUAAAGAUACUCAUGUGAUGGAAGUGAAUGUAAAAGACUCUGCGUGCGCCAUCCAAGUGCAUUUGGCUUCCAUUUUAACGGGAAUUUUAAAAAAGAAUCAAAUAAAUGAGCUUAUCAACAUCGCGAGUCCCAAAGAAUCUGGUCAAGAAUAUGAAAGUUUCCAUAGACAAGGAGAGAAGGCGAUGACCGCCCUGGACUAUGCUCGAAUAGAACAACAAUUACGAAUGGAUUCUGCUCGAUUCCAUUUGGGUUCGUCUCGGAACAACCUGUUGGGUGGAUUCGCAGGCGAAUCUUGUAGUGCCUGGACAAGUGGUGGGGAAACUUUCGAGUCGUGUCAGACCACAGCUUUCAUGCCAAUAGACUAUUCGAAUAGUCGUCGAAAUUGUGAGACAAAAGACACAAAGAGUUUUAAUUGUGCAAUCAAAUUACCAGGAAUCGCCGUUUGUUUGGUUGGAUCAAACUACUCGGGCGAAUGUAAAGAAAUUAAUCCGAAAGUGAUGAGUUUGCAUGAAAUUAACUGUUCCCUCGAUGAAAUGAUUACUUGUUACCAUUUAAGGUUAAUCACUGUUCCAAUUCAUAUUAAUCUUGAUUCUUCUGGUUGGAAGAUAAAUUCUGGUGACAUUUGGAUCGGUGAACGGAACCAAAGAGGUUUGUGUCCACUAAUUUGGACAGAACCCCGGACACUGGUCAGUAGUGGACCAGAAAAUGUCCAUCAACAAUUUGGACUGCCCAUCAAAUCUUCAAAUGGUCAAGAUCACAAUCAAGAUCUUAGUUUCUCUUGUAUAAUAACAAAUGAAAAGAUUGAAAUUGGUACGAAACAUUUAACCAAUUUGAUUGUUGAUCCAACGCUUUUGGAAAGGAUCGAGAGAUAUUUGCCUUGGAUUUCCGAUGGAUCAGGAUCAUCGGAUCGAUUGUCGAUUGGAAUUGUGUGUCCAGAGAUUCGAAGUAAAUUGUUGAUUCCUGUUGCUGAUUUACGAGACGAAAGACCAAGAGAAUCAGAGUUGCGUCCAUUUUGGAUUGAACUGGAUGGAAAUGAUUUGGAAGUGAUGAUAAAUGAAACAAGUACCGAUGUGACACUUAGUAGGUUGGUUGUUUCCAUUGGUGAUAAAUUAUCGGGAAGUAAAGAGAUCGGCCGAAUGAGUAGCGAAGGGUCGGAAGCGAUUCGUUUUAGUAUCAAAAAAGGUGCCGAUACCUCGAGAUUUGUCGAGUCGCGAAAUGUCCAAGAUCUUCUCGAAGCGGCCAACAUGACCGAGUCUAUUUUUAUAUGUACAAAAGCACAAGCGACACCCGAAACUCCGUUUCAAGUGAAGACAAAGAUUGUUCGAAGUGAGAAAAAAGCAGAUGCCAAGACCUUUGUUCCCAAUAAUCUGAACAAUUCACGAGGUUAUUUCGAAACAUGUAAAUCGUUCACCCAACUGCAGGUGGAAUUGUCCGCCGACAAUGUGACCAUGUACUUUGAUAAAGAGCAAAUCGAUCUGCUUUAUAAUGCUGGAAAUGAUCUCGCUCUUUGGACUCCAAACAGCGACAUCUCGAUCCGAUCUGGAGGACGAGAAUGUCCACCAAGCACCAAAUACUUUCCUUGUGGAACUGGAAUGAGCGACUCAAUCGAAUCCGAGUCUUCAUUCCACUCGAUCGGUGGCUCUUCGUCCAAUCAACACCUUCACAAUUUAGUCACUUGUUUACUUCGCUGUGAUACUCUUAGAGUGACCAUUGGUGACCAUUUGAUAAACAGUUGUAAUGUUUUCAUCGGGUUGACCUUUGGUCUAGAAGAUGACACUUGCAAUGUGAUCUCGAUCCAUGGACUGGGUGUUUGUUGGUCCUACAGGGAGAAAGUGAUUGACAGCAAUCACCUUUGUCAGAAAGCGAGUUCACUGGACUUGACAUUCGAGAUCGACAAGAAAAAUGUGCCAGUGUCCAAGUCAAUAACCGUUGCCAUCAAAUUGUCGGAAGCGAUUUUGUUCAAAACUUGGCCAGAGAUUUUCGUCGAUUUCUGGAACUUGGUGAAUGUCACCAAUGAGGAGGUUCUCGGUUACACUCCACCCAAGAUUCAGACUGAACUUCACACAAGUAUAGUGAACGGAGCGAUCGCCUAUGGAAGUGACAAUGUCCCUGCUCCACCUCGACCAGUUUUAAUCACUUUCGACGGGAUCACAGUGACGGCGAUGGUGGUUGAAGAUACAAGUGACACUUUGCUGAGAUUCAUCAUUGAAGAAGCUGCUUUUUACUUUAAGAAAAAUAGUUUAUCAUCUCAGUGCCUAAGUAAUUACGUUUGCAUAAUCGACUCUGGAUUGAUCGACAUGAGCCUUAAAUUGUGUGAGGCGAAUAGGAUUGUGUUCAAAGCGAUGAACAACAUGAUAAAUGUGAGAAGUUGUUCCGAUUCAUUGGCAGCACUUUGUCAAUUGAUCAACAAUUUAAUUAAUCAAACAAAUGAGACGAAAGGUGAAGAUGAUCCUCCAAGUUACUCGAAAGCCAUUGGAAUGAGAAAAGGAUCGAAUUGCGAAUUGAUGAAAGAAGUCAUUUCGAAAGAAGCUAAAAGAUUGUCUCUGAAUUGUCCAGGGAAAGAAGGAGAAAAGACAGAAAAAGGAGAGAGAAAUAAAAAGAAAGAAGGAAAUAAGAAGAGAAAAGGACGAACAAAAGAAGAAAAGGAAAAGGAAAAGGACAAAGAAAAAGAAAUCGACAGAGAAAAAGUCGAAAAAGGUUGGAACAAACAAAAAGAACGAAUCAUGGCAACGAUUGAAAAUCCUGGACCAAGUACAAGUUCGGCAACUGGACUGAAAAAAGGAGAAAUGACAGAUUCUGGUUUCUGGUUAUUAGGUGACGACGAUAUCGGCGCUGGAAUCAAAGCGACCGAUGAUCCGAUCGUUAGAAUCUUGAAUCAUGAACCAAUCACAAUCAUGGAAGGAUUUUUCACCCCAGGCAAACAAAAAGAACCCUCAGAACUUUUGAAAUCUUUGGUCGCUCGAUAUUUCCUCGAGGAAAUGACCUUGUGUAUCAGUGUGUUUGGUGGUCGAGACUUUGAAGAUGACCAAGGAGGAAACGACGGAGGGGAAGAUGAAAAUCCGAAAAAGAGAGUAAAUGUCGAUUAUGAUGCUCGAAAUCGAAGUGAGAACAAAGUGAGAUUCGUCAAUGAUCCUGAGAACGAAGAUCCAAUCCAAGUUUGGGAGAGUAUAAAUUUAGAAAAGGGAUCGGAUUUGAUGGAAGCGACUUCAUCUCGACCUGUGGUGGGUUUUUCUCAUUGUAGAAAAACAAACGGCGGUCGAUUGAGGAAAGACGAUGUUUGUGUCCAGUUGCAAUUGACCAAAGUUCGACUUCUUUUCGACAAAUUCAACGAUUCAUGUAAUGUUUCAUGGAGAUGGUCAUUGAAUGUGAAGAAGGUCGAGAUUCGUGACUGUUUGUCUGUGUCCAAUAUAAACAAGAUGCUCUAUGAGUACAUUUCGGAAGAUAUUCCUCGUCGAAAUGAGUCGAGCAUGAUCUCCAUUAGAGCUAAAACAUUCCGUAAUCCAGUAGAUUCUCACGAAGAAUGUGAUCUGAGAGUCACAUUGAAACCACUUCGAGUGAACAUUGACCAAGAUACAAUAAUGUUCCUAUUUGAGUACUUCUCAUCUCUUAAAAAUCUGUUGGAUUCUCAAACUGUCCCGAUCACUCCGACGUCUUCUGGCUCCAAUACUCCGUCGCCUGUUUUUCCAAUAAGCGAAAGAGACUUUAAUGUUGACACUAAUGUUCAAACGAACGACAAUGAAAUGAACGGACUAAACUCUGAAGAUCCACUUGACUCGAAACCCUCAUCUCUAUUUGUAAAGUCUUUCGAAUUCACAUCAACUGUUUUAAUUCGUCUCGAUUAUCAUGGGAAAAGAAUCGACUUUGAUCAAGGGACGAUUCAAGGUCUUCUCAUGGGUCUUGGACAUUUGAAUCAUUCUGAACUUCACCUGAAAAAACUUCACCAAAAACGUGGAAUCCUUGGUGUUGAUCGAGUUGUUCAAUUCGCUUUGACCGAAUGGUUUGAGGACAUUAAAAGGAAUCAAAUUCCACGAAUAAUUGGAUCAAUUGGACCAUUGAACAGCGUUAGACAAUUAUUCCAAGGAGUAAUUGAUCUGUUUUGGAUUCCCGUUGAUCAAUAUCGACGUGAUAGACGCAUUUUCCGUGGUAUUCAACGAGGUGCAACUUCGUUCUCAUCAUCAACAGCAACUGCGAUGCUCGAUCUUGCCAACAGACUUGUUCAUGUGAUCCAAGGAACUGCUCAAUUCGCUCACGAUGUUGUACUGACUCACAAUCGAUCUCCACAACACAACAUUCGAGGAUCAGUGCCAACAUCUCAACCUCGAGAUCUUCGGGAAGGGGUCGCUUCCGCUUACACCGUGAUGAGGGAAGGACUCAAUGAGACUUAUCGUAAUGUCGCAAAUGUUGGUGCUCAAUCCUAUGGAGUGACCGAAACCGUUGGCGUUUUCAUCGGCACUUUACCUUCAAACAUUUUGCAUCCGAUAAUCAAAGCAACUGAGGCAACAUCGAAUGUAAUUGUUGGAAUGAGAAAUCAAUUAACUCCCGAAGCGAGACAAGAUGAUCAAUACAAAUGGAAGACACGAAUCAACAAUCAACAAUUAUAAUCAUGAUAAUUUCUCAACUAGUUUAAUGGUAAAGAUGAAAUAAUAUUUCACAUUCUCAACAAUUAACUCACCCAAUCAAUGAAAACUCAUCAUCGCCAAAAAAAAGGAACAAAAAAUUGGAAAAAAUUUGACUAAAAAUCAAAGUUGUAAAAAAAUAAAUCGACAAUUAAUUGUCACUUUAUAUUGACUAAAAUAAUCGUAAAUGAAAUCAAAAGUUUUUGAUAUUUUAAUAACUAACAAUAAACAUCGUAAAUAAUUUUCAUUCAUCAAAA